Dendrobium catenatum is the source of this 662-nucleotide messenger RNA. Its product is annotated as U1 small nuclear ribonucleoprotein A-like. The transcript is spliced from 4 exons. Gene Ontology annotation, molecular function: RNA binding. Gene Ontology annotation, biological process: mRNA splicing, via spliceosome. Lineage: Eukaryota; Viridiplantae; Streptophyta; Magnoliopsida; Asparagales; Orchidaceae. Gene Ontology annotation, cellular component: precatalytic spliceosome; catalytic step 2 spliceosome; U2 snRNP. The record is from RefSeq and is a predicted model, not a curated record. Bases 147 to 647 code for a protein of 166 amino acids.
UGACCCAAUAAUUUGCUCUCCCCCCUCCCAAAAAAAAGCCCGGCAACAUUCCAGCCGCACCGCUCGUCCGGUUCCCCCACCACGCCCUCUCGCUCGCUCGCGCGCGCUCUCUCUCUCUCUCUCUCGUUCUACGGCCGGCAGGCAGGAUGAGCAUCGCAACCAGCGGAGGCGAAACACUGGCCAUUUCAACCAACAUGACAAUCUAUAUCAACAAUCUCAAUGAGAAGAUAAAGCUGGAAGAACUCAAAAAAUCCCUACAUGCGGUUUUCUCUCAAUUUGGAAAGAUAUUGGAAGUGCUUGCCUUUAAAACUCUGAAACACAAAGGUCAAGCAUGGGUUGUCUUUGAAGAUGUUGCAUCAGCUACGGAGGCACUAAAGCGGAUGCAAGGAUUUCCUUUUUAUGAUAAACCUAUGAGAAUUCAAUAUGCUAAAACAAAAUCAGAUAUUAUAGCGAAAGCUGAUGGCACUUUUGUACCUCGAGAGAGGAGGAGACCUGAUGAUAAAGCUGAAAAAAGGCGCAGGGAACAACAUCGUGAUGCUAAUCAAGCUGGGUUGAACUCUGCUUACGGUGGAACUUAUGGUACUUUGCCAUUGGUGAGGAAUGCCUUAUUUUUUCACUGUCAUUUUUUUCAUUUCCUUUUUUUCUGAUUUUUUUUUCUAUUU